ACCGCGGGAUGGCAGAGCCAGGUCCGGAGCCGGGGCGCGCAUGGCGACUGCUGGCCCUGUGCGGGGCUGCAGUGUUCCUGGCGGCGGCCGCGGCUGGAGGGGCCCUGGUGGCCUGGAAUCUGGCGGCCUCGACGGCCCGGAGCCCCCGUUGCCCAGAACCUGAGCAGAUGAAUGCCACGGUGCGGCCCCCAGACUCGGCACCCGAGGUCGAAGAACUGCGGCGACGGCUGGCCGAAGCUGAGCAAGCCCAGAAGAACCUGGUCUGGCAGCUGAAGCGCGCAGAGGGCGACAAGAGGGAGUUGGAGGCUGCGCUCAAGGCCUGCAAAGACAGCCAGAGUCGGCUUCAGACCCAACUGAAGGCCCUGAAGAUUGAGAUGGACCAGGCCAAAGUCAGAGGCACGCAGAUGGGGCUGGAGAACGGAAUGCUGACAGAAGCCUUGGUGCGCUGGGAGGCGACAGCCAAUGAGUCCAAGCAACAGCUGGAAGAGGCACUGCAACGCGCAGGCGCAGCAGAGGCAGCGGGCGAGGCUUGUGUUAGCCGCGAGGUGGCGCUGAGGGAGCACAUUUAUGCUCUGGAAGCUGAGCUUGGCACCCUGCGGAAAGAGUCGCGCCUCCGACCCCGCUCUGGAUCUAGGACCAAGCCUAGCAUCCGCCACCGCCCAAGGUCUGGAUCCACUAAGGGAUGCAGGAGGCCACCUCGAGAUCCCCAGUAGGAUCCCCAUGGGAGCCUCGGGCCAGGACGGUCAGAGUGUGUGAGAGGCGUGGCUCACAACAUCCACGAUCAACUUAACACCCAAGACUUGCCUAGGUGGCAGCACACAGAUACAACCGACCUCCCCACGGGAGCACCCAGUGCUAGAUCAUUACAUAGGGAAACUGAGGCUCAUUUACUCAGGCCCUGAUGUCCCUGGUAAUCAAGACACAACAUUUAUCUCAUAGUUGAAGCUGGGCUCACCCAGUUGGAGCACGCAGAACUCCAGGUGGGAUUUCAACAGAGAACGGAGGCACAUGAAAAUGAGGCUUGCAAAUUCUAAGAAGCCUUGAGGAUCAGGGGCUACAUGAAGAUGCCUGGAGGAGAUGGCCACGGGACAAGAAAAGACAGUGUAGGAAGGGGACCUGGCUGGGUCACACAUCGGGGAAAGGGCUCUCUCUGGGACUCAAAAGAAUCAUUGACAAGUCAAACAAUCCCUCCCCCUCCCCUCUACUCUCCUCCUUUCUCUCUCUUUCCCUUUCAACUAGUCUCCCUCUGAUACCACACUAGCUUAGCCUUGGCUGCCCUUGAAGGUACACAGCACCAUGUCCUCCUCAACAAUCUCGUGUUUGCUUUAUUUCACAGUUUGUGAGCCUUACAACUCAUAUUUAACAGGGUUUUUCUGAGACAUUUUCCUAUAGCUCGUGUUGGCCUGACAAACACCUCCCCUCCUCUGCUGACUUUAGGAGCACUUUACCAAACUUGGCUCAGUUUCCCCGUUUAUGCACAUUUAAUGUGACUUAUCCAGAAUUUCUGGAUAUUUUCCAUCAAGAUUUAUUCUUCAUUUGUUUCUGAGACAGCACAUAGCAGGCAGGAGCAGUACCACAAACACCUCCAGGCUCUGACCCAUGAGGACUGAGGCUUGGGGGAAGGGAGCUGGAGAAGAAGCUUAGCGACUCAGAAAACCUGUUGUUCUUGCAGACACCCGGGGUUGCUUUCUCAGCACCCACAUCACAAACAUGGGAAACUCUGGUCCCAGGGGGAUCCAGCAUCCUCCUCUGAGCUACUUUGGUACCACAUACAGAAGUGUGCAUAUACAUGCAAGAAAUGAGUAUAUACAAAUAAAAACAUUUUAAACGUU
Mus caroli (Ryukyu mouse) is the source of this 1832-nucleotide messenger RNA. It is a transcript of the gene Ccdc194, whose product is annotated as coiled-coil domain containing 194. Lineage: Eukaryota; Metazoa; Chordata; Mammalia; Rodentia; Muridae. The record is from RefSeq and is a predicted model, not a curated record.